AUGCGCCUACAAGGCCUUAAAAACAAGACCCGGUUCUGGUCGGACCUCGUAGGCUCCGUACAUUAUAGCGAUGGUUAUGAAAGUUUCGUCUCCCGUAGCAUCUGGCAGCCCGUAGAGUCACAACCAUGGAAGGAGUAUGCCGUGCCGUCUGAGAUAUUUGUUGAAAGUCUCGCAUGGGACCUCUCUCAAGACUUGCUCGUCAUUUGGGGCGGCCGCAUGGACCGCAUGGGCUUCUUAGUUGCCGAGGCCGCGAUUCAUCUUGUCUCUCUCUCAACUGGGAAACCUCAUCCCCAGGCAACCAAACCGUGGUUUGACCUGGAAGGAGUACCAGAGGAGCACGUUGAUCUGCUCAUUUUGGGGGACAUUCUCGUCCACCGUUUCCCAGAUGAAGAUCAAGGCGGAGCUCUUUCGGUAUGGAGUUGGAAGUCUGGCGUUCUCCUUGAGGCAAGAGCUAUGCAGGUGUGGGCAGUGGCUUUCAUCUCAUCGGGCACACUACUUUACAUUGUCGGGAACACAGCCGACGAGCAGGAUGUCGCCGUCGACUAUCAUCUGGCACUAAGGAAAAUCACGGAGUAUUCGACCCUCUCACCGGUCAUUCAAGAGAUCAGGUUCGAUAUAUCGUUGUCGUCUGAUGAAUAUGUGGGAAGUAUCGGUUUCACGGCGCCAAUUCUCGAGGUCGACUCUUUCAGCAUACCCAAUGACCUCCCAAUGAGCCCGUAUAUUUGGGAUGAAGACGUCGAAUCGAUGAUCUGUAUCAAAUUUUACGGCACCUCAUUCACUUAUUUCAUUCGACCACGCGCUCUAUGUCGGCAGUUUGAAGCUGGUGCAGGGCAGCAUACCUCGAUGACAUACAACAGUCAAGAGGAUUCUCUCCAAGAUAUCAUCCUCCGAGUCUUGACAAACGAAUUUGAAGGCCUGGCAAUGAGGAGGUGUGGGGCUGGUUCGCGCGUGGCAUUUACCUCGUACAAUGUUGAUCAACUCGCAAAUGAAUCUAUCAUGCACCAACGAGAUCCUGUCAGGGUGGAUGGGGAGGAGUUUCUUGCCUGGAGUGUUGUCCUGGACUUGAGUCCUCGUCCGAUACUCUACAGGCAGGCCCGAAUUGCCCAGUUUCAUACUCCACUGGAGGAUCAGAACGGCAAAUCCAAGGGUGGCGUCAUGAGAUGCGAGGGUAGUGUCGAGCUACCCUAUCGACUCCUCUGGCCUUUGGUCCCUCCUCCCAAAAGAAACGAAUAUGAUGUCCUAUUCCUAACUUCAACUCACUUUGCUUUCAUUGCCGGCCCUUGGAAUGACAAGGUCUUAACAGCCUACUCAUGGUGGAAUACGUGA
Serendipita indica DSM 11827 is the source of this 1326-nucleotide messenger RNA. NCBI's taxonomy places the organism in Eukaryota, Fungi, Basidiomycota, Agaricomycetes, Sebacinales, Serendipitaceae. The record is from the annotation of a GenBank genome assembly.